Sorex araneus (European shrew) is the source of this 373-nucleotide messenger RNA. RefSeq names its product cytochrome c oxidase subunit 7C, mitochondrial-like. The record is from RefSeq and is a predicted model, not a curated record. Lineage: Eukaryota; Metazoa; Chordata; Mammalia; Eulipotyphla; Soricidae. Gene Ontology annotation, biological process: mitochondrial electron transport, cytochrome c to oxygen. The coding region runs from base 24 to 215 and encodes 63 amino acids. The transcript has a single exon.
UUCGCCGCGCUUCCGAUCGCGCCAUGUGGGCCCAGAGCGUCUGCAGGUUCACCACCUCGGUGGUCCGCGGGAGCCAGUAUGAGGAGGGCCCGGGGAAGAAUUUGCCUUUUUCAGUGCAAAACAAGUGGCGGUUGCUUGCCAUAAUGACUAUGUACUUCGAGUCCGGAUUUGCAGCGCCCUUCUUCAUAGUAAGACACCAGCUGCUUAAGAAAUAAGCAAGGGUGAUUCGUCUGUGGAACAGAUAAUGAAGUGGAACAUUCUAAGAAGUGCAAUCUUGCCCCCAAGAAAACUGAGCGCGGAAUGCUAGUUAUAUUUGUAAAUAAACUUAUGGCAUGAAUAUUAAUGCCUCUUCUCUGAACCAUGGAAUAUGAAA